GAUGCCGGAAUUUCUCAAAAAAGUUUGUUUCAAAUGGAAAGAUUUACUCAACCGUCUACGGGAGAGAUUAGAGUAUGUUGGAGCCAUCAAGAAGCAUAUGACAGAGGUAAAGAUCGACAGAGGUUACAGUCGGGUAGUUAAUGGGUUUUCGUGGCAUUUCUUCCACUUGGAUUUAGACCUUAACUUGGAGAACUUGUUGCCUGGUGAUCCUCCAAUGGAUGUAAGACUGAAGUCAAGAAGGCUCGACAAGCGUCCGUGUGACUAUAGACUUCUGAGAAACUUGGAAGAACAAUACGUUAUGGAACCGUUCCAAAACACUGACCCUUCUGUCUAUUGUUGGACCGAAAUGGAUUUUACGUAUCGCAAUACUCGUAGAAUGCAUUGCUUUUGGAGGCCGCCUCAUGCUGGUUGGGUCAAGCUGAAUUUCAGCGGAAAAUGCACAAGUGAUGGUGGAAAUGCACCAGCGGGAUUUGGUGGAAUCUUCCGCAAUGAACAUGGGAGUUGUUUGGCUAUGUAUAGUGGCAGCAUUGGGGGAGCGGAUACGGUGGUUGCAAAUGCAGAGGCACUGAGGCAAGGAUUGAGAUGUUUGCAAUACUUGUUUUCUCCCGUUAGAAAAUUGAUCAUGGAGGGAGAUGAUGUCCGCAUUAUCAGGUGGAUGAACGGUGGCCCUGAGCCACCGACGAGAGUUGCUGAAGCAUUGUCUGAGAUUUUCGAGCUGUCGGCGGGGAUAGAGCCCGUGAUUCGACAUGUUUACGAGGAAGCUAAUUCAAUGGCAAUUGAGUUGGCAAAGAGAGGCACGGGGCUUCCGAAUCUUCGUGUUUGGGUAUCUCCAUCACUUGAGGAUCUGUUUGCUUGAAGCAGUCUAUAGCCAGGGCCAUUAGAAACACCAUUGCUUUGGUUUGAUAUAUAUGAUACUUUUGCAUUGAAAAGGCUGGAACGGGGGAUGGAGUUGUGCAGGGGUACACAGCACCGUGCCGUGCACCAUCGGAACCGUCUGUUCGGCGAUCCAAUGGUCUAUUGGAUUGCCGAACGGACGGCUCGGAUUUGUGCACCGCCUGCACAGCACCAUCCCCGUUUCCGAAAGGGCUUUAGAAUUAUGUUGUAUUUAGUUUUUUCCAUGAGCUAUGGCCUGUUGGUUUUGGUAAAUCUAACACAGAACAAUCAAG
This is a messenger RNA of Rhododendron vialii, 1166 nucleotides long. RefSeq lists its product as uncharacterized. Gene Ontology annotation, molecular function: RNA-DNA hybrid ribonuclease activity; nucleic acid binding. The transcript has 3 exons. Lineage: Eukaryota; Viridiplantae; Streptophyta; Magnoliopsida; Ericales; Ericaceae. The record is from RefSeq and is a predicted model, not a curated record. Bases 2 to 856 code for a protein of 284 amino acids.